UUCUACGCAAGUAAGUCAUCUAAGUGCUUAAGAUUUAAAAAGUGUUUAUCUCCUCCAGCUUGCAUGUCCUUAAUAGGCUGCACCCCGGCACUCCCAGGCUGCUCCCCUGCCUGAGUCACAAGGUCCAGACGUCCCUGCUCCACUUCCCUCUGCAGGCCAAGGCGUUACGUUACUUCUCCUCCUCCUCUGCUCUCGCUUUCUCACUCCCAGCUCUCCUCAGUCCUCUGUCCACUGUCCUGUGCGUCCUCCCUUUCCUCCGCGGCCCUCUCCAACACUGUGGAUUCAUGCUCAGCUCUCGCCCUCCUCGGUCGCCAUGCAGAACAACCACAAGGAGCAUCUCUAUAAGAUUCUUGUGAUAGGAGACCUCGGGGUCGGAAAGACCAGCAUCAUCAAGCGGUAUGUGCAUCACAACUUCAGCCCCAACUACCGAGCCACCAUCGGGGUGGACUUCGCUCUCAAAGUCCUCAACUGGGACCAGGAGACGGUGCGUCUGCAGCUGUGGGACAUCGCAGGUCAGGAGAGGUUUGGCAACAUGACCCGUGUGUACUACCGCGAGGCCAUGGGUGCCUUCAUCGUGUUCGACGUCACACGGCCCGCCUCCUUUGAGGCCGUCACCAAAUGGAAGGAGGACUUGGAUUCCAAACUGACACUUGCCAAUGGGAAAAAUGUAGCCACUGUGCUUUUGGCUAAUAAAUGUGACCAGGGCCGGGACGUUCUGACCAAUAACGGAAUAAAGAUGGAGCAGUUCUGCCAGGAGAACGGCUUUGUGGGAUGGUACGAGACGUCCGCCAAGGAAAACAUUAACAUCGAUGAAGCAGCUAACUGCUUGGUGAAACACAUCAUUGCCAGUGAGAACGACAUGCUCCAAUCAGAGGUCCCUGACACCAUUACCCCCCAGUUAGAGAAUGACAAAGGCGGGACAUGCUCCUCCUGCUUCAGAUCCCAGUAACAGCCUCCGACAGCUGGAUGUCCUUUUGUAUCUCAUUACACACAAAGUCGAGUUUGUCUGUGAGCAGGAGAUGGAGGGAGCACUACUUUGACUGUUUCUCUUUUUUUUAAGGAAGCAUGUAGGGUGUCAACUCUUUUCCUGUCUGGUAGCUAUGGUGGGGUGGGGUUAUUGGAUGUGCGGGGGGUGACAGACAGGCAGCUGGCUCAAGAAACAAAGACAGAAAAAAAGAUGGAUGCAGCUGUGUGCACUUGUCAAAGGCAAGGUCACCCUCUGGGCGACUUCAAGCCUUAACACUGCCACUUCGGUUACCAUGGAGACACAGUUAAUGAACACAUGCACAGAGAGAUCACAGCAAAUCACAGUGUAUCUGUACAAAGGUCUGAAGAUGUAUUUUCUGUUUACAAACCACACCAAUUGUCUCUCUUUCUCCCUUCUUCUUUUGCCAAGACUUUUUUUAUGUGCCUGGGUUUGUCUCAGCUUUUAUUUUCUCCUCAUCUGUCCCCAGCAGCAUCUUUUAGUUUCUCGCAUGUCAUUCUGGGCUAAUAAGUGGGCAAAAAGCAAAUAUAUGUACACUUUUCCUCCAGAUAUCCAAAGCAAAUCAAUUUCAGUACAAAUAGAAUAUUAGCUCUGGUUUCUUUAGAUAUGGUUUCAUUUGGUUAUGUUUUUCUUGUCUUACCUCUUGCACAUCUGCCACCUCCACUAAUGUAUAGCAGAUUAUAUUGAUGUUAUUUAAGUGCCUUUUCUAAUACAAACCAUUUUAUUUAUGUCUCCCCAGGAGAAAAAACUGUGAGUCAUAUUUUUUUCUUUGUCUCAUCAGAAAUAAAUCAGCUUCUUAUUUGGAGAUUAUUAAAUUUUGAUAUGUUUCUCCUAAAGCCCCCCUAGAAGAAAUAAGGAGCAAAAGAAUAAAUCAGCAGGAGUUGCUGUA
Plectropomus leopardus (leopard coralgrouper) is the source of this 1874-nucleotide messenger RNA. RefSeq names its product RAB38a, member RAS oncogene family (gene rab38a). The record is from RefSeq and is a predicted model, not a curated record. Gene Ontology annotation, biological process: phagosome-lysosome fusion; endosome to lysosome transport. Gene Ontology annotation, cellular component: phagocytic vesicle; late endosome; lysosome. Gene Ontology annotation, molecular function: GTP binding; GTPase activity. NCBI's taxonomy places the organism in Eukaryota, Metazoa, Chordata, Actinopteri, Perciformes, Serranidae.